AUGGUUAGUAUUACAGAUUCCAACAAAAGAUAUGAUAUUUAUUCUGAAAUAUACGGUACAAAAAGAUUUGACGAUACAUUUAAAUCAAAUGAUGACGAAGUUACAGCAAAUGAACUGUUAAAGAUUUGCAAUUUCGAUAAUAUUUUAAUGGAUGAUAUCACAAAUGACAUAUUAGCAAAUAGGUCCAGAGAGGAUAAACGGUCGGAAUCUGGAGAUAAUGCAUUCAUAUUGUCACAGAAUACCACAAUUAAAAACGUACCUGAUACUCAAAGUUUAUCAAGUGCAGAUAAUACACCUGUUAAUAGUCCAAGAAAGAAUGGAAAUAGAAACGAGAGUACAUCAAUGGGUUUGCAAAAUCAAUACUCUCAUCCACAAGCCAAGUCAACUAGUACAAAUCCAUUCAGUCCGAAUAAGAAAAAGAAUAGUAACAAUCAUCAGAGUGCACAUCCUAUGUAUUCAUCCUCUUCUUCAUCCACUGGUUCCACUCAUACUUUGCAAGGCAAAAAUAGUUCAAAUCAAAAAGUGCAGGUACAAGUUCCAACAGAUGAUAUAUAUGAAAAGACACAAACUACAAAUGUAAAGAAAAAUGCUUUACCAAGGAAAAAGCCUUCUCUACCACAUCUAGCAUUAGCUGGUCUAAAGAAACAAUCGAGUUUCUCUAGUCCAUCUAAUACACCUACACAAAAGAAGUCCCCAUUUCAGGGGUUUGGUUUGUUUCAUAGAUCAACAUCAAGAGAUUUUCAAGAAAUGGGAGACGGCUCUCAAUAUUCUCCUCGCAUACCACAGCAAAAUCAUGAUAUUUUGAAUAAUGGAACAAUUAGAGAUAAAGAUUCAAAUAAUAACGAUAAUAAACAUUUAACGCCGACAUCAAGUUCAUUGUCUUUGAAUUCAUCUGCAUUAAAGUCGAUAGCUACAAAUUUUCAAUCAAGAAGAUCAUCUCAAAAAUUGGAUAACAAAAACUUGACAGAACAUGGUACAAAUCCAUUUCUUGAUACUUCAGGUAGUCCGUUAGCGACAUCUCAAAAUGCAUUUGGAUAUUCUGAUAAUAAUAACUAUCACCCAACCCAAGGUCAUUCAAACAAUAUUCAACAUGGUCAGAACAAUCAGGUUGUUGGGCUAGGUAUUAAAACACGGAGUUCAUCAGCUUCUUUGGUUUCAAAGAGAUUUACAUCAAGCUCUGGAUCUUCUUUACCAUAUCAUCAACGUCAAAGUAGUUUACAUCAGGGACACAAGAAUCAUUAUAGACGUAGUAGUUUUACUCCACCAUCCUCAACUGUUUCUGCGAUUAAACAAAGUUCUCACGCAAGAUCUCACUCUGUAAAGAAACCUCAUAUUUACCCAGCUCUAUUAUCUAGAGUAGCUCAAAGCUUCAGGACGAUGAUACGGCUUGGAGAAUAUAAAAAAGACGGGUUAUUGUACCGUGAUGCUUUUACUGGACAACAUGCUGUUGAUAUUUUAUGUGCAAUGAUUAGAACUAAUGAUAGAAAUUUAGCAUUAUUAUUAGGCAGAUCUCUCGAUGCUCAAAAAUUGUUCCAUGACGUGGUAUAUGAGCACCGGUUACGUGACUCUCCUUUUGAAAUUUAUGAAUUUACAGAUAAUGCUAGAUUUAUUGGUUCAGGAAAACCAACACACGAUCCACUAAUGAUGAUGUCCAACCCAUCUACUCAAACAAGUUUUACAAGAACAAGUAGCCAAGGAUUGAAUAUGUCUAGUUCCACUUCAUCGUUGUCUAGCUACCAGACAAGUUCGACGUCGCUUUCGGGUAUGCCCACAAAUGGGAGGAUGAGCCAACAGACAUUGCCAUCGUCAGUCUCUGGAUCCUCACAACAAAAUGUGGAAGUCAUUCCAAAAACAACAAAUGUCAAUGGUGUUUUUACUUUACUUUCAGAAUGUUAUUCGCCAACUUGUUCCAGGGAUAAAUUAUGUUAUUCAAUUUCAUGUCCCAGACGUCUAGAACAACAGGCUAGAUUAAACUUGAAGCCUAAUGGUGGGUUAAAGAGAAAUAUAUCCAUGGCACUAGAUGACGAUGAGGAGGAGAAACCUUCCUGGACAAGUUCUGUGUCUGAAGAAAUUUGGAAAGAUUUAUCAAAAAAAGAAAUUAAGAGACAAGAAGCCAUCUAUGAAGUUUAUAUUACUGAGAAAAAUUUUGUGAAAUCCUUGGAGAUAACAAGAGACACUUUUAUGAAGACUCUUGCAGAAACAAACAUUAUCCCUGCUGAUAUUAGAAAGAAUUUUAUCAGACAUGUUUUCGCCCAUAUUAAUGAUAUAUAUUCUGUGAAUAGAAGAUUUUUAGAAGCUUUGUCUGAUAGACAGAAAAGUUCGCCUGUAGUUAGAGGAAUCGGUGAUAUCAUACUAAGGUUUGUUCCAUUUUUUGAACCAUUUAUUUCGUAUGUUGCUUCCAGACCUUAUGCUAAAUAUUUAAUCGAAACGCAACGGUCUGUAAACCCUUAUUUUGCCAGAUUCGAUGAUGAUAUGAUGAGUUCAUCUUUAAGACAUGGUAUUGAUUCUUUUCUUUCUCAAGGUGUUUCUAGACCAGGGCGUUAUAUGUUAUUAGUUAGGGAAAUUUUAAAGUCAUCAAAUCCGGACCAGGAUAAACGUGAUAUGGAAAGUUUAGAGAGAGCUACCGAAUCAUUAAAGACAUUCAUGAAGAGAAUAGAUAAGGCCAGUGGUGCAGCCCAAGAUAGACAUGAUGUUAAAUUAUUAAAACAAAAGAUAUUGUUUAAAAAUGAAUAUGUUAAUAUGGGUCUAAAUGACGAGAAGCGUAAGAUUGUGCAUGAGGGUAUACUAUCGAGAAAGGAGACUGGAAAGUCAGAUGCAACUGCGUCUGGUGAUAUUCAAUUCUACCUCCUAGAUAAUAUGUUAUUGUUUCUAAAAGCAAAGGCUGUCAAUAAAUGGCAUCAGCAUAAAGUAUUUCAAAGACCUAUUCCACUACCAUUACUCUUUGUUUCACCCUCUGAAGAUAUGCCUCCGUUACGAAAAUAUAUUGGAAGCUCGCCUGCAUCAUCUGGUACUAUUGUAAAACCUGAGUAUAAUUCAAAUAAUCCGAAGAAUGCCCUCACUUUCUUAUAUUACGGUGCAAAACAGAGAUAUCAAGUAACAUUAUACGCACCCCAAUUUGCGGGAUUGCAGACAUUGAUCGAUAAAAUUAAACAAGAACAGCAGCGUAUCAUAAACGAGACCUCUAUGAUUAAUAUUACUAAGAUUAGUGACAAGUUUUUUGAUUAUUCAAACAAAAUAAAUAGUGUGACUUCCUGUGAUGGUGGUCGUAAGCUGUUACUUGCCACAAAUUCAGGUCUGUAUGUUGGUAAUAUUAAGAGAAAGGAAGCGAAAAUUCAAGAAACACCAAAUGAUAAAUCAGCGGCUAACAGUAGUAACUCUGCGAGUCAGACGACUUUCUUUUCGACUCCAACAUUGUUAGUUCAAAAGAAUAAUAUUAUUCAAACUGCUAUAUUAGAAGAAUUUAAAUCCAUUUUACUUCUGGUUGAUAAAAAGUUGUAUUCCUGUCCAUUACAGCUACUUGAUGUGGAAGGUAAUGCCGCAUCUUAUUUCAAGAAACAUGCAAAAGAACUGAUUAACCAUGUCAAUUUUUUCUCGGAGGGAGAUUGUAAUGGUAAACGUCUAAUCGUGACAGCACAUAAUUCUUCUCAUUCUAUCAAAUUUUUUGAAUUAGAACAUCCUUUACUAUCUUCUGGUAGUAGUGCAAGUAAUAAAAAGAACUUAAAAAGAAAAAUUACAGAAGUUGUCUUUGAUUCUGAACCAGUUUCCAUCUCAUUUUUGAAAGCUAACCUUUGUGUUGGAUGUAAAAAGGGAUUCCAAAUUGUUAGUAUUACCCAAAGUGCACAUGAAUCACUAUUAGAUCCAGCUGACACGUCAUUAGAGUUCGCUCUAAGAGACACAUUAAAACCUAUGGCCAUCUACCGUGUUGGUAAUAUGUUCUUAUUAUGUUACACGGAGUUCGCAUUUUUUGUUAAUAAUCAAGGUUGGAGGAAGAAAGAUUCUCAUAUUAUUUACUGGGAGGGCGAACCUCAAAAAUUUGCUAUUUGGUAUCCUUAUAUUUUAGCCUUUGAUAGCAACUUUAUUGAAAUUAGGAAAAUUGAAAACGGCGAAUUAGUCCGUUGUAUUUUGGGAGAUAAAAUUAGAAUGCUGCAGAGUAAUACGCAAGAGAUAUUAUACGCUUAUGAGGAUCUGCGUGGGUUCGACACUGUUGCAUCGUUGGACUUCUGGGGUUAG
This is a messenger RNA of Maudiozyma barnettii, 4230 nucleotides long. RefSeq lists its product as uncharacterized. The transcript has a single exon. Gene Ontology annotation, biological process: intracellular signal transduction. The record is from RefSeq and is a predicted model, not a curated record. Gene Ontology annotation, molecular function: guanyl-nucleotide exchange factor activity. NCBI's taxonomy places the organism in Eukaryota, Fungi, Ascomycota, Saccharomycetes, Saccharomycetales, Saccharomycetaceae. Bases 1 to 4230 code for a protein of 1409 amino acids.